CUUAGAAAAGCUUGUUCGAACAUUGCAGAAAGAAAGCGGAGUGAGCAACAGUUCGCGACCUUUCUGCUCGUGAGCUCUCGCAUUGUUGAGGGGCACCGGAGGAUAUUCCACCGAGGAUUCCGUCCACACAAACACUCCACGAAGCUUUGAACAUCAUGCCAGACGGCCAUCGGCUCGUGCUUCCGGACGGCCUCUUGUUGCCGUUGCGAUAGUGUUUGGAGUGCUUUUAACGCCGUACAAUCCACUGAGAAGACGGAAGUACUUCGAUACAGAAAUCGCCAAAAUGAAGUUCCGCGAUGGCAUGUGGCUCACGAACGACGCCUUCACCGUUCAAUACGCCGAAGAAGUCUACACCGUUACACCGCGCGAAGACAGCAAAGCCAUCUCGCUUCUCUGCCCAACGCGCAAGAUCUUCUCACGCGGCGACACGCUCAACCUCGCGACCCUAUCCGUCGAAUUAGAAGCCCAAUUCGAUGGCGUCAUUUCUGUUGAAGUCACACAUUUCUCCGGGGCGAGGCGCUUGGGACCGAAUUUCGAGCUGUUUCCGGAUGGGAAGCCGGAGGCGAAGGCGGAGGUGAAGAAGAGUGAGAAGGGGACGACGAUUUCGUCGGGCGGCCUGAGUGCGACUGUCAGUGGCGAUGAGCAUGCAUUCGACAUCAAAUUCCACGCAACGGAUGGUUCGAAAACACUGACUUCCCUAUUGAAUAGGAGCGUGGGGCUAGCGUACUCCCCUAGCCUCUCGACUCCUAAGCAGGUCGAGGACCUCAGCGACCGGAAGCACUAUGUAUUCACGCAGACCGAGCUAUCCGUGGGCGAGUCCAUCCACGGGCUCGGGGAACGCUUCGGAGCGUGGAAUAAAGUGGGCCAGAACGUUGAGGUAUGGAACGAGGAUGGUGGGACGUCGAGCGAGCAGGCGUACAAGAACACCUCUUUCUGGCUGAGCUCGCGAGGAUACGGAGUUUUCAUUGACACACCAGACAAGAUCGACCUGGAAAUUGGGAGCGAGCGGUGCUGCAGGGUACAGACGACGGUUGAAGCACAGCGUCUGAAAUGGUACAUUAUUUACGGCCCGACGCCCAAGGAAGUCCUCACUAAGUAUUCGGUCCUGACUGGCAAGCCCGGCGUGCCUCCAGCGUGGUCCUACGGCUUGUGGCUUUCGACAUCCUUCACUACUUCGUACGAUGAAAAAACCGUCACACACUUCGUCGAGACCAUGCGCUCCUCCCGCAUUCCGGUCGAGGUCUUCCACUUCGACUGCUUCUGGCUGCGCGCCUUCCACUGGACAGACUUUGUCUGGGAUCCCGAAUUCUUCCCCGACCCGCAAGGCCAGAUCAAGCGCAUGAAGGAAGCCGGUCUCGUCAACAAAGUCUCCGUCUGGACGAACCCCUACGUGGGGCAAGCAUCUCCCGUCUUCGCAUACGCCGCUAAGAAAGGCUAUCUGCUCAAGAAGACCAACGGCGACGUGUGGCAGUGGGAUCUCUGGCAGACAGGCAUGGGCAUCGUCGACUUCACGAACCCGGAGGCCUGCACGUGGUUCGCAGGCUGCAUGGAGAAGCUAUUCGAUAUGGGCGUCGAUGCGAUAAAGACGGACUUUGGAGAGCGCAUCCCGACGAAGAAUGUGGUGUGGCAUGAUAAGAGCGUGGAUCCGAGUCGCAUGCACAACUACUACGCUUUCAUCUACAACAAGCUGGUCUACGAGGCGCUUCAGAAGCGAUAUGGAAAGAACGAGGCGGUGCUCUUCGCGCGCACGGCAUGCGCAGGGACGCAGCGCUUCCCGCUCCAAUGGGGCGGCGACUGCGAGUCAACGCCCGCUGCACUCGCGGAAUCGCUUCGCGGCGGCUUGAGUUUGGGUCUUGCAUCCUUCGCAUCCUGGACAAGCGAUAUCGGUGGUUUCGAAGGCAGCCCACCGCCGUGGAUCUACAAGCGCUGGGUGGCCUUCGGGCUGCUGUGCACGCACAGCCGUCUCCACGGGUCGAACUCGUACCGCGUCCCAUGGCUCGUCGAUGACUCGUCUACCGAGCCGGAAAACUGCACGGAUGUGCUGCGACACUGGGUCCAACUCAAGCGGCAGCUGAUGCCGUACCUGUACGCGCAAGCUAUGGAGAGCAUUGCGCAUGGAUGGCCAACGAGCACGCGCGCCGUAGCGCUCGAAUUUCCAGAUGAUCCGACUGCAUGGUACCUCGACCGCGAGUUCAUGAUUGGAUCGCAACUCCUCGCAGCGCCGGUCUUCGAGGAGGACGGCUCGACCGAGGUGUACCUGCCGCCGGGUAAGUGGUUCAAUUUCUGGGACGGGAAGGAGGUCAGUGGAGGAAGAUGGGUGAAGGAGAAGUAUGGCUUUUGUCAGUGUCCGAUGUAUGUGCGGAAAGGGACGGUGCUGGUCGUCGGACAGACAGAGGGCGAAGGUGGAUUUGGAUAUGAUUGGUUGAACGCUGGUGGAGUGGUAAGGCUCUAUGGGACUAAGGAAGGUGAUAAGACGGUUUUGGUGGACACGAAAGGUGAGGAGAAAGGCUUGCUGGAAGUGUCGCGAGAUGGAGAGGUCAAGGGUUUAGAUCUCCUAGGCGGCGAGUGGAAGGUUGAGAGAUGGGGUGAGUGAAGGCGUAGAACUAUCAUCUCCGCUCGGUUUAAUUGGAUCGCUUUCUUCUAUUUCGAGACUCUAAAUGGCGGACCCUUUUAGAUUAAAAAGAAAAAUACAUGCAAGGGUGAUCCAACACGUUAGUCAAAGCCCAAGCUUCGG
This is a messenger RNA of Trematosphaeria pertusa, 2734 nucleotides long. RefSeq names its product glycoside hydrolase family 31 protein. The transcript is spliced from 2 exons. Gene Ontology annotation, biological process: carbohydrate metabolic process. The record is from RefSeq and is a predicted model, not a curated record. Bases 284 to 2593 code for a protein of 769 amino acids. Gene Ontology annotation, molecular function: hydrolase activity, hydrolyzing O-glycosyl compounds; carbohydrate binding. NCBI's taxonomy places the organism in Eukaryota, Fungi, Ascomycota, Dothideomycetes, Pleosporales, Trematosphaeriaceae.